ACAGGCAAAUACGUAACAAGAUGCCUUCAUGCCUCCUCUCGGUGGUGUCCUAUAAACUCUAGCAAACAAGUAGUGGCUGGAGUUACUGAAGGGGGUGCCGCUAUACGGCAUGCAAACAGACAGGACAGAGGGCCAGAGUGCAACAAACCAGACUCCCCGGAAAACAUUUCUCUGAUCUUUAAAACAGCAACUCUCUGAUUUUCCUACUGAACAGCACAAGUCAUGUACCAAGUUGUACCAGGAGGAGCGGGAGGCACAAUUACAGAUGUUAUCCCCAAGCAGAAACACAGCAAGGACACUCGACCCUUGGUCGGAGCUGGCGUAAUCGGCCUGGUGCUGGUGAUUGCAGCCGUGACAGCAUGGUGUUAUUACAUAGCCUCUCUCCGCAAGGCUGAGCUGCUUAAGACUCAGCUGCUGGAUCUGAAUAAAGAUGGCUACAUUAUCCGCAACCAAGGAGGGUCCAUUGUUUUCAGAAUGGAUUUCAGGUCGGGAACAUUGGAUUUGGAUUCAUGCUCCAAAGAAGGGGAGAUGUUGAGCUGUGGACGCACCACUGAUAGAAAACUGAACUUCUUUAUAGAGACAGUGCGACCUAAGGAUACAGUACAGUGCUACCGAGUUCGUUGGGAGGAGCUGGUUCCUGACAUUCCAGUUGAGCAUGCCAUGACAUACAAGUUUGCACACUGGUAUGGUGGUGCAGUGUCAGCAAUUCAGCACUGGCCUAUUUCUAUCUCAGGCCAACAAGCUCCCAAACCCUUUGUUACAAGUGACAUCUACUCAAACCGCAACGAGUUUGGUGGUAUUUUGGAGAGUUAUUGGUUGUCAUCCAAUGCUACUGCCAUCAAGAUUAAUAACUCUGUGCCCUUCCACCUGGGCUGGAAUGACACAGAGAAGACUAUGUCUUUCCAGGCGAGAUACAACGACAGUCCCUUCAAACCAAACCCAGGAGAGAUACCAUGUGCUGAACUUAGCUACAGAGUGUGCGUGGGCUUGGAUGUGACAUCCAUACACAAAUACAUGGUCCGCAGGUACUUCAACAAGCCAAACAAGGUACCUGCCAAAGCCAUGUUUCGCCAUCCUAUCUGGUCGACCUGGGCGCUACAUAAGACUGACAUCAACCAAGACAAACUCUUGAAUUAUGCCGCCAGUAUACGAAAGUAUAACUUUAACUGUAGCCACUUAGAACUGGAUGACCGCUACACUCCCCGCUAUGGAGAGUUUGAGUUUGACACAACAAAGUUCCCAAAUGCCUCAGCCAUGUUCCAAAAGCUGAAGUCAGAUGGGUUUCUGGUCUCACUCUGGAUUCACCCUUUUGUUAACUAUGACUCUGACAACUUCCAUGUUUGUGUAGAACGUGGUCUGUUUGUUCGAGAGCCAACAGGCCGACUGCCGGCCUUGGUGCGCUGGUGGAAUGGCAUUGGUGGCAUUUUGGACUUCACAAACCCAGAAGCCCGUGAUUGGUUUUCCUCUCAGCUACGUUCUCUGCGCUCCAGGUAUGGUGUGUCGUCUUUUAAAUUUGAUGCAGGGGAAACCAACUACCUGCCAUGGAAAUUUAGUACCAGAACACCAAUCAGGGACCCCAGUUUUUUCACAAGACGUUACACAGAAAUGGCAAUCCCUUACAAUGACCGAGCUGAGCUUCGCAGUGGCUACCAGUCCCAAAACAUAUCCUGCUUCUUCAGACCAAUCGACAGAGACUCUGUGUGGGGCUACGAGCUCGGUCUCAAAUCUCUUAUCCCCACAGUGCUCACCAUCAGCAUCCUCGGCUAUCAGUUCAUUUUACCAGACAUGAUUGGAGGGAAUGCUUAUCUUAACCGCACAGAUGGAAAUCGUGUGCUGCCCGAUCGAGAACUCUAUAUCCGCUGGCUUGAGCUGUCAGCCUUCAUGCCCUCCAUGCAGUUUUCUAUUCCCCCUUGGGAAUACGACAAUGAGGUGGUUGAAAUUGCUCACAAAUACACAGCCCUCCAUGAGAGCAUUGUGGCACCACGGGUCCUGGAGCUGGCGGGCGAGGUGCUGGACACCGGGGACCCAAUCAUACGUCCCCUGUGGUGGAUUGCUACAGGUGACGAGACAGCCUAUAAAAUCGACUCACAGUUUCUGAUUGGGGAUGACCUCAUGGUAGCCCCAGUUUUAGAGCCGGGAAAGCAAGAGCGUGACAUCUACCUCCCUGCCGGCCGCUGGAGGAGCUACAAGGGAGAGAGAUUUGAUAUCAAGGAGCCUCUGCACCUCACAGACUAUCCUGUAGAUCUGGAUGAAAUAGCUUACUUUGUUUGGGUGUAGCAGGAAAGGAAUGUAAAGAAAGCAGCUUUUGCUCUCAUUUGCUUGUAAGACAAGCUUCACAAAUUACGCUUUUUAUGCACAAUGCAAGGAAUAUUAUAUGAGAAAGUUGUAUAGGAAAGAAUAAUGUGAAACUGCUUCAGUGAAAAAUGCCUCAAAUAAUCUUAACUUUUAUCUGUAUUUUAGCUGACAGCUUCUAAUUCUGUGAAUCCCAGUUUUUAAAGAUAGUCAAGUAGUGUCCUUUGAAAUAUGAGUGUGUAACUCUUGAUGACUGAUACCCAUAGCAGCCAUAAGUAACAAUUAUGGGUAUAUAAUAAGUGGCAACACAUGAUAUUACGGUAGCAGAGAUAGAACAGAGUCACUAAGUCAACCAACUGACUCAUCACAACAGUUACACAGCAAUAUCUGUUUAAGGUUUUCUUACAAUAGCUGACGUUGGCCACCAUAAGCUACUGGCUGUAGAAGCAAAACCCAGCAUAUAUUUAAGUGACAAAGGGUGUGUUUUAAUGAUUAUGAAAUCAACUUUUUGUUUUUACAAGAGCAAUGUGCCUCACAGUGCUUCUAAAGCAACACAAUGUGCUUUAAAGAUUGUGCAAUUACAUUUAUAAAACAUUUGUCAAAAAGGGAAAAUGCAAACUGAGUUAAGUAUGCAAUAGUUGCCUUUUUUUGCCAUAAAGUUGUUGUAUUUUUGAAUGUUUUUGCCCUUUUUUUAGUUUAAUUGAAACCAAACUGGUAUCAUAUAACGGAGAGGACAACUGAAGAGGUGUCAUUAUUGUCAUUAAGCAGAUAGUAGGCGACAUGAAAUCCUCUGUAUUCAUAAAUAAUUCUCGGUUUGACUGAAAAAUCCCUCUUUCCAUUGACACUAAUGACUCCUCUUUUCUCUUCUGCUGUGAGAUACUUUUCAGGAGGUCGCGUUUUAUGCUUCACUUAUCAGGAUGAAUGCCUGAAGUUUAAUCAUUACAAACGGCAUGCGCUCUCAUUUGUGUAACAGAGUGUCGUGUAACUGCUCUAAGCCUAGAAGAAGAUGCCUUUUUAUAAGGCAAUAAAUAUUUUAUGCCCUUCCUCAGGUAACAGCUUUUUUUCUGGCUGUAGUGGGUUGGAUGGAUGGAUGGUUAUUGUCAAUAUUGUGCUUUGCUGACUCUAAAUGCAGGUAAACAGCCACUUGUAUGAUGAACCAUAAUACAUUUACUGCCACAUUUUGGAAAGAGAGUUUAGGAUGUAUGUUCUUUUGAAAGACAAUAACCUCAGUGACAAUGCUUUGGUUGAUUUUUUACCUUCUUGGUAUGCAGUGUGGAAGCCUACAGAUACAUUUAGCAGCAUUUAAUCAGCAAAUGUAAUGUCAUUUUAUUUAUAAUGUUGUGUUUUGUUAAUUUAAAUAUUUUGUAAAUACAGUGAUACCUGCCAUAUUCUAACAGUUACUGUCAUGUGAUGUGUUAUUGUUAAAAACGUUUUCUUAUAUAUUGCCUCCUGUUAUUUUAACCCUAUAUUGGAUGUGUUAACUAUUUAAGGACAAUCACAUGGUCAAGAAGAUGUACCACAAGUAACCCAAAGGAGAAUAUUCCAUUGUGUAGCAGCUGACUGCAUCUUGUCAUACUGAUUAUUGACAGUAAAAGGCAGCAAUCAGUGCUUCAGUGAUCAAGAAAGGCUUCUGACUUUUUGACCCUUACAUUUUAACACGUCUGUGCGUCCUUUCACUUGUGGCACUUUCCUUGUUGACCUUGGGGCUUUUUAUUUGUGCCUCUUGACACACUUUCAUCACAACAACACUUUCUAUUUAUAACAGUUCUCACUCAGCAUCUGGGCCAGGUCAGCCUCUAAGGCUAUUACUGUCUCUGGCUAGCUUUCUUUAUGACAUGACCAAGAGGCCAUAUCAUAUUUUGGACUGAAUGUUUCCUUGCUUUAUGCUCUUUUGAUGUGCCUUGAUAUGUGUUCUUGCAACUGAACAUUGGCUAUGUUUGUGUGUGACAGAAGUUUUGGAACUAAUUUCAGCAGAAGUGGAUUUGAUAUUUGAUUUGAUUUUGUAUAAUUGUGUAAAAUAAAAUGAAGUUUGACUUUAA
Messenger RNA from Notolabrus celidotus (New Zealand spotty), 4331 nucleotides. It is a transcript of the gene myorg, whose product is annotated as myogenesis regulating glycosidase (putative). Bases 223 to 2277 code for a protein of 684 amino acids. Gene Ontology annotation, molecular function: hydrolase activity, hydrolyzing O-glycosyl compounds. NCBI's taxonomy places the organism in Eukaryota, Metazoa, Chordata, Actinopteri, Labriformes, Labridae. The record is from RefSeq and is a predicted model, not a curated record. Gene Ontology annotation, biological process: skeletal muscle fiber development; carbohydrate metabolic process. The transcript has 3 exons.